AAUAAAAACUUGUAAGGGGAGAUCUGUAAAUUUGAAGCACAUCAAUUACAACAUGUCACAUUAACACUUAAAUUCAUGUAAGUUUGAAAAGUAUGAUUCUAUAUAAAAAAAUGUUAGUCAUAAGCCCGAAUUCACGAAAUAAUUAGUUAAAGUAGCAUAGAUUUCACCUCUCCAAUCAAUCAUCUCCUGACACGUGCACCUAGUCAUGAGCCCAUCUUUUAGUUAGCAUAGCUCGGAAAGAUAUAGAUGUCAAUAUUAUAGGCUCAGCGAAUCUAUAAGAAAACAUGCAGCACUGCAAGCAAUGAAAACUUCCAAAAUUUGCAUCAGAGAAGAAAAAUAACGCAACAUAUUCCCUUUCAAAUUUUUCUUAUCAAGCGACUGUUCUGCUUUUCUGCCAUGGGAAAGGUUUUAAUAGCAGCAGUCAUGGUUGGAUCACCUACUGUAGCUGAAAUUCUUCCCUUUCAAACUAAAGCUUAAACUUUCUCUCUUAUGUUUCUUCUCCAAAACGUAAAGAUUUAUCAUGUCUUCUUCUCCUUCACCAAUAGUUUUUGAUAACGGCAAUGCCCAUUUCUAAAUUCAAUCCCCAAAACCUCUUCCGAAUAAACCAAGCUUCUCACGGGAAAAAACUAAAAUGAACCAACUUCAUCUUCAUCGGAUGGGCUAUUUACCAGUGCCCGUCUCUCUUCAGCGAACAAUUUCAUUAGUCUGUUUUGUUCUUUUCCUUCAAAAUCCUCUACCAAUUUCUUCAGAUUACACCACCUUGGUGUACAAGAUUUGCUCAAACCAGACCUUUCAAGACCCAUUCUCUUACUCCCUGACCCUUUCCUCCUUGUACCAAGACCUCGUUGCCCACUCCUCCCACUCCAAGUUCUUCAAAACCUCCGCCGGCGACGAAGCCGCCGCCGUCUUCGGCCUCUUCCAGUGCCGGGGAGACCUCUCCGCCGACGACUGCAGUACCUGCGUCAGCGAACUUUCGUCGAACAUCUGGUGCGCGCAGAGCUCGGCCGCCCGAGUCCAGCUCGGCGCAUGCUACAUGAGCUACGAGGCAGAUGGGUUCGACGAGAUCAGCGUUUCCGAAAGCGCAGCGCUUUACUGGACUUGUGGGGAGGCGGCGGCGGCGGCGGUUCGUGGGCGGGAGACGGCGAGGGACGCGGCAUUUGCGGAGGCGGAGAGCGGCGUGGGAGGGAGCGAGGGAUUAUUCUAUGGGUUUAGGGUUUAUGGAGGGGUGGGGGUGAUGGCGCAGUGCGAGGAGGAUAUGGGGCGGUGCGAAUGCGGGGAGUGCGUGGGGAGUGCGGUGGAGAUUGGUCGGGAGGCGUGUGGGAGCUCUGCGUCAGGGCAAGUGUAUAUGGACAAGUGCUUUCUCAGCUUCUCCGAUUUUGACGACGAGAUACUCACCGGCGACGGCCAAGGAAAACAAGGAGGAAAUAAUGUGGGGAAAGUUGCAGCAAUUGCUGCGGCAGGGAUAGCAGCUUUGUUUCUUGGAUCCCUCUUCUUGAAGUUCAUCAUUAAGUCUUUGGCAGAUAAAGAUUAUUAGGAUUUUUGAAAUAAAAUAAGCUUCAACAGUUCUUCAGAUCGACGGGCAAAACCCUAGCUAUAUUUUAUUAGGAACGACAUUUUGCUUUGGUCCACUAAUGGCCGGCUGUACAUCAUAAAGUUACAAGUAUAAUAAAGUGGAAUUGUUCGGAAGAGCAUCAGUCUCUUAUCUAAAUCUUCUUCUGUAUUAGUACUUUGAUACACUAGGUUUUAACCUGUGUAGUGUUUGGAUUUUGUAAUCAAUUAAUUAUGCUAUAAAAAAUACUUGGAUGAGAAAA
Messenger RNA from Malania oleifera, 1811 nucleotides. Its product is annotated as plasmodesmata-located protein 2-like. Lineage: Eukaryota; Viridiplantae; Streptophyta; Magnoliopsida; Santalales; Ximeniaceae. Gene Ontology annotation, cellular component: plasmodesma. The transcript is spliced from 3 exons. The record is from RefSeq and is a predicted model, not a curated record. The coding region runs from base 632 to 1534 and encodes 300 amino acids. Gene Ontology annotation, biological process: transport of virus in multicellular host; plasmodesmata-mediated intercellular transport.